Molecule: messenger RNA, 1156 nt
Organism: Mytilus californianus (California mussel)
Lineage: Eukaryota; Metazoa; Mollusca; Bivalvia; Mytilida; Mytilidae
Exons: 4
Coding region: 123-713 (196 amino acids)
Biological process (GO): vesicle-mediated transport; intracellular protein transport
Cellular component (GO): cytoplasm; plasma membrane
Molecular function (GO): GTPase activity; GTP binding
Source: RefSeq, a predicted model, not a curated record
GACAAAUCAGCAUGGCUACAUAGUAAUGACGAAAACAAGUGUGGUCAAAACUAUAAAUACUGAUAGUCGUUAAAAAAAUAGUAUGAUUUCAUUUGAAAAGGUGAACGAUAUAUUAAAAAGAUAUGGGACAGUUAAUAUCAAAGAUAUAUACACUAGUUUCAGGAUUAUCAAGUUCAGUGGCAGCGAAUAUUGUAAUGCUGGGUUUGGAUGCAUCAGGAAAAACAACUAUACUGUACAAGAUAAAACUAAACGAAACCGUUAAAACAAUACCUACAGUAGGAUUUAAUGUAGAAACAGUGGGCCCAUUCAAAGGUAUUAACCUCACAGUAUGGGACAUUGGUGGUCAAGAAAAAAUCAGACGGUUAUGGCAGCACUACUUGAAAAGUGCAGACGGACUUAUUUACGUUGUCGAUAGCAAUGACAAAGACCGACUAUGUGAAGCUAGAGAAGAACUUUAUGGUAUAUUGAAUAGUGAGAAUAUGAGAAGUGUGCCAGUCGUUGUUAUAGCAAACAAACAAGAUAUGCCUGGUGCUAUGGAUCCUUCGACAGUUGCAGAUGGUUUAGAUUUGAAUAGAAUAAAGCAAAGACAAUGGAAAAUCCAAGGAGCCUGUGCAAAAACAGGGGAUGGUUUAUUUGAAAGCAUGAAAGCGAUGAGCGACUUAGUAAAAAGUUACAUAAAUAAGAGCUUAUUAGAAGAAAAAACAGAUCAGUAAAAAUGAACAGUCCAUAUGUAAUGGUCAACACAACGAACAUGGAUAAACAACUGUUCUUACUGAAAAAAGCCAGAUCAGUAUAAAUAAACAGUCCGUAUGUAAUGCUAAUCAAAACGAUGAUGAUUUUUAAAAACAGAUCAGUAGAAAUGAACAGUCCGUAUAUAAUGAUAAUCAAAACGAAGAUGAUUUUAAAAACAAAUCAGUAUAAUGAACAGUCCGUAUGUAAUGGUCAGCAUAACAAAGAAGGAUUAACGAAUGUUCUUACUGAAUGAACUGUAUGUGUAUAUUAUAGAAUAACGAUGAACAAAAUCUGUAUUAUACACUGAAAUGAAUAGAAGCUUUUGCUUAAAAAAACAAGAGUGCACACGCUGAAAUGUCUCGCCUACUAUACUGACCAUUGAUUUUAUGUUGAUAGUCCUAAUUAUAAAGUUUUACUACACGUA